Molecule: messenger RNA, 2241 nt
Organism: Hyaena hyaena (striped hyena)
Lineage: Eukaryota; Metazoa; Chordata; Mammalia; Carnivora; Hyaenidae
Gene: TXNIP
Product: thioredoxin interacting protein
Exons: 8
Coding region: 276-1466 (396 amino acids)
Biological process (GO): protein transport
Cellular component (GO): cytoplasm
Molecular function (GO): ubiquitin protein ligase binding
Source: RefSeq, a predicted model, not a curated record
ACCGUACUGAGCGUGUGGGUUGCUCCGCCGCCGCGAUCCGGGGCGCUCCUCCAGCUGUUGGAGGAAAGAAAAGAAAGCGGAUUCGGGGGAAAACUCCUUGGCAGAACCCGCAGCUUACCUUUUUUUCUGACCUCUUCGUUCGAUUCUAGCGGAGAGUUGGAAGGGAGUGAGAUACCCUUAAUUUACUGUAGAGUUAAUUUUUGGAUUGGGGACUUCCCCCCCCCCCCCCCCAGUCUCUCGUCCGUUUUUAACUGCUAAGCCAACCCAGCCCAAGCAUGGUGAUGUUCAAGAAGAUCAAAUCUUUCGAGGUGGUCUUUAACGACCCUGAAAAGGUGUACGGCAGUGGGGAGAAGGUGGCUGGCCGGGUGGUAGUGGAGGUGUGUGAAGUCACCCGAGUCAAAGCGGUCAGGAUCCUGGCUUGCGGAGUGGCGAAGGUGCUGUGGAUGCAGGGAUCCCAGCAGUGCAAACAGACCUCCGAGUACCUGCGCUACGAAGACACGCUUCUCCUGGAGGACCAGCCGGCAGGUGAAAAUGAGCUGGUGAUCAUGAGACCUGGAAACAAAUACGAGUACAAGUUCGGCUUUGAGCUUCCCGAGGGGCCUUUGGGAACAUCCUUCAAAGGAAAAUACGGGUGUGUAGACUACUGGGUGAAGGCUUUCCUCGAUCGCCCCAGCCAGCCAACCCAAGAGACGAAGAAGAUUUUCGAAGUGAUGGAUCUCGUGGAUGUCAAUACUCCUGAUUUAAUGGCUCCUGUGUCUGCUAAAAAGGAGAAGAAAGUUUCCUGCAUGUUCAUUCCUGAUGGGCGAGUGUCUGUCUCUGCCCAGAUUGACCGAAAAGGAUUCUGUGAAGGUGAUGAGAUCUCUAUCCAUGCUGACUUUGAGAACACGUGUUCCCGCAUCGUGGUCCCCAAAGCUGCCAUAGUAGCGCGCCACACUUACCUUGCCAACGGCCAGACCAAAGUGCUGACGCAGAAGUUGUCAUCGGUCAGAGGCAAUCAUAUCAUCUCGGGGACCUGUGCGUCGUGGCGUGGCAAGAGGCUCCGGGUGCAGAAGAUCAGGCCUUCCAUCCUGGGCUGCAACAUCCUGCGGGUCGAAUACUCCUUACUGAUCUACGUCAGUGUCCCUGGCUCCAAGAAGGUCAUCCUUGAUCUGCCCCUGGUGAUUGGUAGCCGGUCGGGUCUGAGCAGCCGGUCGUCCAGCAUGGCCAGCCGAACCAGCUCUGAAAUGAGUUGGAUAGAUCUGAACAUCCCUGAUACCCCAGAAGCUCCUCCUUGCUAUAUGGACAUCAUUCCUGAAGACCACCGAUUGGAGAGCCCCACCACCCCUCUGCUGGAUGACACGGACAGUACUCCCGACAGCCCUAUUUUUAUGUACGCUCCCGAAUUCAAGUUCAUGCCGCCACCUACCUACACAGAGGUGGAUCCCUGCGUUACCAACAACAACAACAACAACAACAACGUGGAGUGAACUUGUGGAAGAAAAGCAGCAGCUGUUCCUCAUUUCUUUCUGCCUUUCUUCCUGGACGCUUCCAUUUCCAGAGACUCUGCAGUCUCUCCACGGGGGCCUGGGCCCCCCCAACCUCCGAAGUCCAGGCAGGCGGCCUCCUGGGCCUUAAAAUGGUGCACGCUCGUCCUCAGCUAGGGAGGCGUCGUGAUUCGGGAGUGUUUGCUGGAUGACUGUGAAAACGCACUACAAAAACCUGGGCCCAUCCCGUUUUCUCAGAUCUUGAAAAUUGAGGCAUUCUUAGUAGUUUCAAACAAGGGAUAGGGAUGGCCUCCUGACAUGGUCUUCUGUAUCUCUGUGCCAUGUGGAGCAGAGCCAAUUUAGCAAAUUAGGGAGACGAAAAGGAAAAAAAAAAUUAUGGCCAAAAUUUUGGGACAAGAAGGUUCUUAAAAUCAGUGUUGCCUUUUGUUUUACACUUAUGACGAAAAAAAACAAAACAAAAACUUAACCUUCCAGAACUGAUUUGAUUUGAACUUUGGAGAGUAGCUUCCCAUGUGAGUUAAAAGCAGCAGUUCUAAGGUUGUCUUUGCUCAGAGUGUACUUUAAUGUGACGUAAAGCAGCGAGCCGGUGCCCCACCCAGGUCUCCAAAGCCAUGUGGAGAGCCUCUCGCACUGUGUUCUGUUGCAAACCUUUUCACGUGGGAGAAUGGGUUUCUCCUUCGUGUGACUCCUUGGAAUGGAUUCUGAGGUGGUAAUUCUUAGCACUUUAGUUCUUGGCAAAAAAAAAUUUUUUUUUUCC